UAAGUUCCCGCACGGAAAAAAAAGCAAAAGCAUCCCUCCAAUAUUUCUUCUGUCCCCAACAAAUUUUCAGGACACAAGAAGAUGCACUUAUGCAGAUUCUCAUGAGGGCCCACAAAUUGGAUCAUCACAAGCCAAACACAUCCUUGCUGAUCUCCCACCCAUCACAGGCAAGCAAUAGAUCAUCUCUACUUGUUGCCACUUGGCUUGCUGGUCAGUCGCUCAGUCAACCACCUUAACUGCAGCAGCAAAGUGCUUCCAAGAACACACCAAGGCAUAGGAGCAGCUAGCAGGAGCACUAGGUAAGAUCAUGGGUUUCACCAUGGGCUUGAACUUGGUACUUGUCCUAGCCAUGGUGGCCACCAACAUCCUUUCCCUCUACCAUCUUUCCUCCCGCGUUCAAUCUCCCAAGCCCCCAUCUGAUCAACAACCAGUACCUGACCACCUUCUCCACCAACUCAACACCAUACGCGCCACCAUCAGCCACCUCACGCGCCACCAGCCACCUUCCACCACCCCAUCUCCCACCACUACCAAACCCUCCGUCCCUCAAGAUCUCCUCCUUUAUUCACACCUCUCACCUAUAGCUUCUUCUUGCCAUAAUCACCCUGAUCUUCUACACAAGUACAUGAGCUACUCUCCUUAUUCUCUUUGCCCUCAUGACUCUGAUCUUCUUGCUGAGUCCUUAAUCCUCCAUGGCUGCCACCCUCUCCCUCGCCGUCGAUGCUUCUCCAAAACCCCACCAAAACCACCCUCUUCUCUACCUCGUAACCCUUUCCCUUCUUCUUUUCUCGACUCCAAUGUAAUAUGGAACAAGUAUCCUACUUGCAGGUCAUUUUCUUGCCUAGCUAAGCAAAACCCAAGUCUUGGUUUUGAUCUAAAUAAUGAGAUCUCCAAGUUCAUGACCUAUAAGACUGAGUUGGAUCUCCCAAUCCCGCAGUUGCUACAAGUAGCAAAAUCAGCCGAUUCUGUUAUUAGACUCGGCAUUGAUAUCGGUGGUGCUACUGGUACUUUUGCAGCUAGAAUGAAGCAGUACAAUGUGACUGUUGUCACUACAACAAUGAAUUUCAAUGUGCCUAAUAAUGAAGUGGUGGCAAUGAGGGGCUUAGUGCCACUUCAUGUGCCAUUGCAGCACAGGUUGCCAGUUUUUGAUGGAGUGGUGGAUCUGGUCAGAUGUGGACACGCAGUGAAUAGGUGGAUGCCUUUGACAAUGAUGGAGUUUUUGUUCUAUGAUGUUGAUAGAGUGUUGAGGGGUGGUGGCUACUUGUGGUUUGAUCACUUCUUUAGUAAACGAGUAGAUCUUGAUAAGGUUUUUGGACCUUUGAUUGGGAAAUUGGGUUACAAGAAAGUAAAGUGGGCAGUUGGGAAUAAAACUGAUUCUAGUGGCUUGAAGAAUGGGGAGGUUUACUUGACUGCACUCUUGCAAAAGCCUGUGUAAAAAUGUGGAGCAGAUAGAUCACUUGAGGAUGUGUCUUGCUCUUGACAUUAUCCCUGGGAAGAAUAAAGCUUUUGCCUCUUCCAAUUUUGUCUCCAAUUUAUGAAGAUUUGGUCCAGAGCAUUACAUCUUUCAAAAAUUGCUUCGUGACUUGGUGAAACAUUCAUGGAAAAAGCUCGUAUUUAGGUGUUGAUGAAGAUCCUUGACUCAUUAGUCAUGACAACCUACUAACUGCCAAGUGUUUCAUAUAAAAACAAUUUCUAUAUACCCAAUGUAUUGCUCCCUUCUCAUGCAUCCUGUGGAUCUCAUACAAAUGUGUGAAGUAGAUAGUAGUGCACUGGGUAUGCUCAAUGAUUUCCCUGUUGCGUGUAUCUAAAAUUUUACUGUAAAAUUAUCCUGUCUUCUCUUAGCCUACUGUGACAAAUCAAAAUUUGAACUUCUGCAGACAAUUGCUCUUUAGAUUUUUAUUUGCCAUCUGCUAUGUCUUUAGGAACUCUCUUUAAUGCCUUGAGUUCUUUGUGAAUGUAGCUGCAUAUCCAUCAUAUCGAAUCAAAGGCAUGGUCUGUAUUCUAAUGUGUUAACGCAGUAACACUAAGCCUCUGUUCAAUCCCUUUUAUUGAUAUCAGUACUGCAUUCAAAUGUGAGAGAUUACAAAUA
Populus nigra (black poplar) is the source of this 2089-nucleotide messenger RNA. RefSeq names its product probable methyltransferase At1g29790. NCBI's taxonomy places the organism in Eukaryota, Viridiplantae, Streptophyta, Magnoliopsida, Malpighiales, Salicaceae. Bases 308 to 1435 code for a protein of 375 amino acids. Gene Ontology annotation, molecular function: methyltransferase activity. The transcript is spliced from 2 exons. The record is from RefSeq and is a predicted model, not a curated record.